Messenger RNA from Peromyscus leucopus (white-footed mouse), 1069 nucleotides. It is a transcript of the gene Nkx6-3, whose product is annotated as NK6 homeobox 3. Bases 281 to 1069 code for a protein of 262 amino acids. Gene Ontology annotation, biological process: cell differentiation; regulation of transcription by RNA polymerase II. The transcript has 3 exons. Lineage: Eukaryota; Metazoa; Chordata; Mammalia; Rodentia; Cricetidae. Gene Ontology annotation, molecular function: RNA polymerase II cis-regulatory region sequence-specific DNA binding; DNA-binding transcription factor activity, RNA polymerase II-specific. The record is from RefSeq and is a predicted model, not a curated record. Gene Ontology annotation, cellular component: nucleus.
CCCAGACUCAGAGGCAGAGAAAUCAGGUGCUCUGAAUAUGGGGAGCACUCCUCCUUAGAUCCAGCUGGUGGAGGGGGAAAGCGGAAGGCCUCCCACCUGCUCUGGACACCUGACUUCCGUGCCCCAUCUCUGAGGAAGGGCCGAGCCAGAGGGCAGUCAGAGGCUGGGGUGGGAUGGGGGGACUCUGAUUCUCCAAACCUGCCCUGAGAUUCUGGACCACCAUCCGAAGCGUUCGGGCUUUUAAGGGCUCGUCGCCCUCCUACGCGCUGACCCGGAGACCAUGGAGUCCAACCUGCAGGGGACAUUCCUCCUGAACAACACACAGCUGGCCCAGUUCUCGGAAAUGAAGGCUCCCAUGUGCCAGUACUCGGUGCAGAACUCCUUCUACAAGCUCAGUCCUCCGGGACUCGGCCCCCAGCUGGCCGCUGGGACCCCCCACGGGAUCACUGACAUCCUGAGCAGGCCGGUAGCCACUCCAAACAGCAGCCUCCUCUCUGGCUACCCCCACGUGGCAGGCUUUGGUGGACUCGGCUCCCAGGGGGUCUACUAUGGCCCCCAAGUGGGGAGUUUCUCCAAGGCUGGGAAUGAGUACCCCACCCGGACCCGGAACUGCUGGGCCGACACAGGCCAGGACUGGCGAGGCGGUGCUCGGCCAUGCAGCAACGCCCCAGACCCCCUGAGUGACACCAUCCACAAGAAAAAGCACACUCGCCCUACCUUCACGGGCCACCAGAUCUUUGCUCUGGAGAAAACCUUUGAACAGACCAAGUACUUGGCUGGCCCGGAAAGGGCGAGGCUAGCAUACUCCCUGGGCAUGACGGAGUCCCAGGUCAAGGUGUGGUUCCAGAACCGCCGGACCAAGUGGAGGAAGAAGAGCGCCUUGGAGCCCUCGUCCUCCACGCCCCGGGCCCCGGGCGGUGCGGGCGGAGACCGCGCGGCCUCGGAGAACGAGGACGAUGAGUACAACAAGCCGCUGGACCCGGACUCGGACGACGAGAAGAUCCGCCUGCUGUUGCGCAAGCACCGGGCCGCCUUCUCGGUGCUCAGCCUGGGCGCGCACAGCGUCUGA